AUGACAAAGCGAACCUCCGCAAAAAGUGCACCUUCCAAUCGCUCAUCAACAAGCGCCGUGCAAGCAGAGAGGCUAGCAAUAGAAGCAGAUCAUGCACGUCGCGUUGCCGAAGCCGAACGUAGAUCCUUAGCUGCCGAACGCGAGGCACAGCAGCGAGCGCUUGCCGCAGAACGCGCUGCUUCUGAAGCAGAAAUGCGUGCCCAGAUAGCAGCACUAAAUAGUCGUUCUAGCCGCCGUAGCUCCAGGAACUCAGUAGAGAACUGGCUGGACGCUAACUUCGCUACGACAUCCAAGAACUGCGCAUCAGCCCCGAGAGAAGAUAUAGCAACAAACUGCGCGCCGGAGACUCAGAACCCAUCCAGUCCACCUGCCAUUCCUGCUGCAUGCGAUGCAGUACCUGCAGGGCCUGCAGUGCCGAUGCCCAUGGAGGGCCCUCACGGCGCUGCCUUCAAGGCCGUGCCACAGGAGCAGGCGGCCCAUAGUGGGCACUUCUCGGCGCACCCCAUUGUGACGGACCCGUACAUACCACAAAACAACACCAUAGGCACACAUACGCAUAAUUGUAUCACAAAUAAAAGCAUAGAAAACCACCACACUCUACACCUUGCUCGAGCAGUCGCUGACGUCGCUAUAAAAGCGGCCCAAUCAUCCAAGGUAAGUGCACCGCUCCCACUCUUCGAUGGUCGCGCGACGGAUUGGCUUAUAUUUAAAAAGUCAUAUGAUGAGUCCAGCCCGGCGCUAACACCAACGGAGAACUUGGCGAGGCUCAAUGCUAGUCUCCGUGGGGCCGCGCGCGAUCACGUAGCUAUACUGCUAGCGGCCACGCGCGACCCUCGUGAGGUCAUUCAUGCUCUUGAGGUAUUUUUUGCUAGACCCGAAUUCAUAAUACUUUCAGAGAUCUCGGCAAUGCGAGCUCUCCCAAAAAUAAGUAAUAAUGAGAGCAUGAAGGAACUCAAUCUUUUUGCUUGCAAAGUACGCAGAUGCACGGAAGUCGUGCGACUGCUCAACCGACCAGAGUAUUUGGCGUCACCCGAUUUGGCCAACGAGAUCUUAACAAAAUUUACGCCAUUACUCAGGAUCCGUUGGGCAGACUAUGCAGCAAGCAAAGAGACUCUGGGCAAGUUUCGACUCGAACUACUGUCCGAAUUUCUUAUGCUCGAGGCGGAAUUACGUGUUCGGUAUGGAACCUAUUCUGAACACGUAAAGCCCGAACCGCCCAAACGUCAAUGUCAUCCACUGACGUCAUGUCAUAGUACCAUAGACAAAGUUGCUAUUUGUCCUUAUUGCUCAAAGGCUCACAACAUUGAAACGUGCAAAGAGUUUAGUUUAGCUACAGUAGAAGAUCGAUGGAAGUGGGUCAUUGCUAACAAAGUCUGUUACAAAUGCCUCCAAAGCAAUCCCCAUUUCUUUCGCCGCUGUACGCUUAAGCAUUGUCAGGUGAAAGGGUGUAAGAGUAGAUUAAGCCAUAACUCCCUACUCCACAGAACCACCUCACCAACAAAGACUCAAAACGACACAAGUCCAUCGAGUGACGAUACAGCGCCGAGUUCGUCGGCAACCGUCACCCACAGUCGAUCGCUCCCUACGUCCCAGCGUCCACUACUGAAGGUAGUUCCCGUCACAGUAGCCGGCCCUAAAGGUACUUUCGAUACUUUUGCCCUGCUAGAUGAUGGCUCUACAGCCACCCUAUUAGACUCGUCAGUAGCGUCCGCCAUAGGUGCAAAGGGACGAAGAAGCCAUAUUAAGAUCGAUGGUAUAGGAGGUAUGUCAACUGAGUCCGAUAUAUCCCUAGUCGACAUCACAAUCAAGGGACGUUAUAGUACGGAGUGGCAUUCUUUAGAAAAUGUUCGUUCUAUUCCUAACCUGAACCUUGGUCCACAACAUAUUGAUCGCGAGUUUGUUAAAGGUUUACAUUAUUUAUCUGAUUUGGUCGAUUUUAUAUGUUAUGAACAUGCUAAACCGAUGCUUUUAAUUGGUAUCGACAACUGGAACCUCACCCUGCCCACAGAGAUCCGCCAGAGCUCUAAGUCUCAGCCUGUAGCCGGUCUCACCCCUCUUGGUUGGGUCCUUUUCGGUUUCAGCUCGAGUAAAACCAAACCAAUCGAGUUCGUAAACCAUACCAUUUCCACAACUGUAAAUCCGUCAAACAGCUAUGAAUCGUUAGAAAAUCUCAUAAAAGAACAUUACAAACUAGAUUCUAUAGGCAUUGUAGCUAAAGAUUAUCGCACCCCUACUGAGCAAAGAGCGUUAGAUUUACUAGAGUCCACCACUACUCGCCUUCCUUCAGGGCGAUUUGAAACAGGUCUCCUAUGGCGAGACAACUUAAAAGAUGUCCCCAAUAAUUAUAAACUUGCCUUGUCCCGCUUUAAAAGCCUAGAACGAAAACUCAUAGGUGAUAACUCGCUUGCAGAAUCAUAUAGGCAACAGAUAAAUGCCAACAUUGUCAAGGGUUACGCAGAAAUAUGCACAGAACCUGCAGACCCCUCCAAAAUCACUUGGUAUCUGCCACAUUUCGGCGUCGUACACCCACAAAAAAAGAAACUUAGGGUUGUACACGACGCAGCAGCCACUUUUGAAGGUGUUAGCCUCAAUUCUAUGCUUUUAGCAGGUCCCGAUUUACUGCAACCUCUGUUAGCAAUCCUGAUGCGUUUUCGUGAAGGCCGCAUCGCUCUCAACGGCGAUAUUCGGGAAAUGUUUCCCCAAAUUAAAAUCCGGAAGGAGGACAGAGACGCUCAACGUUUCCUGUGGCGUAAUGAGCCAUCCCAACCGAUUUUGGAAUACAGAAUGUCGUCGAUGAUUUUCGAUGCUGUAGUUAACAACCACUACAUGGACGAUUACCUGGGUAGCGUCGACUCUGCAGAUGAAGCAGCUCGUCUCGUAGCUGAUAUUGUAGAAGUCCACUCUCGCGCAGGUUUCGAGAUGAGAAAUUGGGUUUCUAAUUCUAAAGAAGCUCUUACCUUGAUUCCUCGAGAUCUAUGUGCCACAAACACCUUAGAGGUAAAUCUCGCAAACAAUGCUCCAAACCAUAAAAUUCUCGGAGUGUCUUGGAACAUCGUUGAUGACUCUCUAGGCCUUUUGCGAAGUUUACCCCCUAUCCAUGAGUCUUCUAAGUGGACUAAGCGCCAUGUCCUAUCAUUACUAAUGCAAGUAUAUGACCCUCUAGGCUUGUUGGCUCCUAUUGUCAUAAGAGGUCGAAUUCUUUUUCAACAAACCUGGAGGCUCGGUAUCAACUGGGACGAUCACUUACCAUCCGAAAUUCUAUUAAAAUGGAAACAUUGGUUUGAGCACUUAUCAAAUCUCCGCCAAACUUCUAUUCCACGCUGCUACACAACAUGUGAGUGGACGGAAAAACAACUCCAUGUCUUUGCUGAUGCUAGCGAAUACGCAUACUCCUGUGUAGCGUAUUGGCGUUUCAUAACGCCCAACGAUUGCAAAAUAAGCCUUAUUGGUGGAAAAGCGAGGUUAGCUCCUCUAAAGCCAGCCUCCAUACCUAGAUUAGAGCUCCAGGCAGCUCUGAUCGCUGCUCGUUUUUGCAAAUAUUUAAUAGAGGCUCAUAAACAUAAGCCUGUCAAAAUUUUCCUUUGGUCAGAUUCUUUGACAGUUCUCAAAUGGCUUCGUAGUGAUGCUCGCAAUUUUAAAGUAUUCGUUUCACAUCGGGUUGGAGAAAUUUUAGAACUCACAGACAUUAGAACUCACAGACAUUUCUUGUUGGAAAUAUGUUCCAACUCAUCUGAAUGUUGCUGA
This is a messenger RNA of Achroia grisella, 3744 nucleotides long. RefSeq lists its product as uncharacterized. The transcript is spliced from 2 exons. The record is from RefSeq and is a predicted model, not a curated record. Bases 1 to 3744 code for a protein of 1247 amino acids. Lineage: Eukaryota; Metazoa; Arthropoda; Insecta; Lepidoptera; Pyralidae.